GGCCUUUGGUAUAACUCAAAUACAUACACAACAAGGCGAGUUGAUACCGGAACACUUCUCACAAUGCUACUCUCUCGCAUCUCACGGCCAAUGCCGCUGCAUUCGAAACUUAUCACAAGGCCAAUGGUUCUAUGUAGCCGAUGCAUCUGGUCGGCGACAUCAGUGAGUUCCAGAAACCAUGAGCUGAGAAGAAGGAAUAUCUCACCUGUGCCGCUCGCUUCUUUUUUUCCAAGACGGCUCAGCCAACAAGCAGGUAAAGAGACAGAUAAAAAUGUAGCGGAGAAACCUAGCAGCACCCCGGCCAUUCACGAGGACAUCUACACGAUACCAAAUUUCCUUACUGUGACACGAAUUGUUGCAAGCCCAGUCAUAGGAUACCUGAUACUCCAAGAUGCGCACACCUGGGCCGUUGGACUGCUGGCGUACGCUGGCAUCUCAGAUCUAGUGGACGGAUGGAUAGCGAGGAGAUGGAAUCGCAGAACAGUCGUGGGGACAAUCAUUGAUCCAAUGGCGGAUAAAAUCCUCAUGACUGUAUUGACAGUAUGCCUGGCUAUCAAGGGGGCAUUACCAAUCUGGGUUGCAAGCAUUAUCCUGGGCAGGGAUGUUGGGCUGGCCAUUUCAGCCAUCUACUAUCGCUGGAUUUCGUUGCCACCACCGAAAACGUUCAGCCGAUACUGGGACUUUUCACUGCCAUCCGCCGAAAUCCGACCUACAACAAUCAGCAAAUACAAUACUUUCCUCCAACUGGCCCUUGUCGGUCUCACAACAGCAGCACCGCUGAUAAGCGUUGAUUUGGCACCGACGCUUACAAUUUUGCAAUAUGUGGUAGCUACCACUACGAUUUGGAGUGGAGCGAGUUAUGUCUUCUCAAAAGAUGCAGUCAAGAUACUGAAUAAGCCAUGAUUCAAGCACGAGACAUAUUUUCAACCAAGCACAUAAAUAUACCUGUAAUAUAGAAUUCAUGCGAGGGUAAUAAGCUUAGAAGGAAGAAUCAUUUAAGCAAGACUAGUUACCUCAUUGUGUUUAUACAUUAAAAACCACACGAGUAAUCGUU
Trichoderma harzianum CBS 226.95 is the source of this 1054-nucleotide messenger RNA. RefSeq lists its product as hypothetical. Lineage: Eukaryota; Fungi; Ascomycota; Sordariomycetes; Hypocreales; Hypocreaceae. The coding region runs from base 64 to 903 and encodes 279 amino acids. The record is from RefSeq and is a predicted model, not a curated record. Gene Ontology annotation, molecular function: cardiolipin synthase activity. Gene Ontology annotation, cellular component: mitochondrion; membrane. Gene Ontology annotation, biological process: cardiolipin biosynthetic process. The transcript is spliced from 4 exons.